This is a messenger RNA of Bacillus rossius redtenbacheri, 9076 nucleotides long. Its product is annotated as CYFIP-related Rac1 interactor B. Gene Ontology annotation, biological process: regulation of actin filament polymerization. The transcript is spliced from 10 exons. Lineage: Eukaryota; Metazoa; Arthropoda; Insecta; Phasmatodea; Bacillidae. The coding region runs from base 431 to 1438 and encodes 335 amino acids. The record is from RefSeq and is a predicted model, not a curated record. Gene Ontology annotation, molecular function: small GTPase binding.
AGACUAUCAGACUCCCGCGGUUAUGACGCGAUUCGGGCGCGCACAAAUAAAAAGAGGAAGAGCGAUUGGACCGAAUAGUGCUUCGAUGUUGCGGGGUCGUCCAUACAGUUUUAGGUUAGUUAUCAAAUCGAAUUGAGCUCACAUCGUCUGUUGUUUCUAGGUCAGUUUCAGAAGUAAAAAAGGAGUGUUCUCAUUUCCGGUAGCACAUACUUACGGAAAGUGGCACAGCAUUUUUAUAUUUUGUUGUUUGGUGAUGCAGGGAACAUUUCAUUCAUCGGUAGUUUGGUUGCUGUAAAUCGAAAGGACAUGUAUUGUUCCCAAACAAGAUAGACUUGUAAAUAACUACUUUUUUUAUCUCAAUAGUGUAGAUAAAUAGAAAACCCGGAUCAACCGAAUAGUGGGUGAUAGAAUGCUGGAGUAGCGACUCGACAUGGGCAAGUUGCUGAGUCUCCUGGCCAGGGACGACUCCAACUGCUGCUCCCCGCAGAAGUACGAUGUGUUCCUGGACUUUGAGAAUGCGCAGCCAACGGAAGGAGAGCAGGAGACGUUCGAGCAAGUACAGACGGUGCUGAGGAACUCAGAGUGCAUCCUGGAGGAGAUCCAGUGCUACAAAGGAGCCGGCAAAGAGAUUCGGGAGGCCAUUUCGUCACCAACAGAUGAGUUCCAGCAGCGAGCGUGGCAAGCUGUCAUUCCCCUCGUCAGUAAGCUGAAGCGCUUCUAUGAGUUCUCGACAGAGCUAGAGAACGUCGUGCCCCGGAUCCUGUUCCAGCUGUGCUCCGGCCCAAUGACGCCCACACAGCACCUGGAGACCCAACAGGCACUCGUCAAGCAGUUCGCUGAGAUUCUGGAGUUCGUGCUGAAGUUCGACGAGCACAAGAUGAAGACGCCAGCGAUCCAGAACGACUUCAGCUACUAUCGGCGCACAAUGAUGCGGCGCCGUCUGUCAGCACACGAUGAGGGGCUGUCGGCGGAGGAUGUAAUGGCCACCCGGGAGGUGACCAACGAACUGGCCAACCGCAUGUCUCUGUUCUAUGCCCACGCCACGCCUAUGCUGAAGGUGCUGAGCGAGGCUACCACACGCUUUGUGGCCGAGAACUCUGAGAUACCUAUCGAGAACACCACGGAGACGCUCAGCACAAUGGCCAAGGUGUGUCUACGCAUGCUCGAGAGCCCGAACCUGAUCGCGCAGUUCCAGCGGGAAGAAACUCAGCUGUUCGUACUGCGGGUCAUGGUCGGUUUGGUCAUCCUGUAUGACCACGUUCACCCGCACGGAGCGUUCGUCCGCGCUUCUAACGUCGACGUAAAGGGCUGCGUGAAGCUGCUGAAGGAACAGCCCGCCGUCAGGUCGGAGGGCCUCCUCAACGCCCUCAGGUACACGACCAAGCACUUGAACGAGGAGGCGACCCCCAAGAACAUCAAGAACCUGCUCGCAGCAUGAUGGGCUGUGGCGCCCCCGGUCGAUGCACACAGCACCGCUCAGCACAACAAGAACUCUCCUCAACAGAGAAACAGUGAUAUUGUAUUCUUAACGGUUCUUCCACGCACUUCUUUUCAGCAUUUUUUGUGGGUCGAGUGCACGAACUUUGUUUCCAGAUGGACGUCCUUCUAGUUCGGUGUCUGUGAACAGUUAUUCAGAGCCAGUGAGAGGCUAUCAUUGCGUUGGUAAUUUAUUUCAGAGAUGCAUUCAGUAUUCACAAUCCAGCGAACAAAGUGUAAAGUUAACCAUAAACGAUGUGAUGUUAUUUGUAGUCCCACAUUCACUCGCACAAUAGUUUAAUCAUAAAGAUUUACAAUUUAUUGUCUACUUACCAAACAUUGUAUUACAUCUGUUCUUUUUUAUGAACCAUUUAGGAGAUAUAGGUACUCAUUUAUAUUUAGCAGAAUUUAUUUCUUUGAGUUGUAAGCAGUAAUGUUAAGCAUAAAUUAAAGCUGUGCUAUGGCAGUUUUUGCAAAUUUUGAAUUACAAAAAAAAAUUCAUGCUAUACAACCUAAAAACUGCAGAAGUUUCCAUCACAUUCACAGCAUGGUGAUUCACUGGUGCGUUCUGCACUUGUAGUGCUGAAACUAUUGUUUCGAACAGUCUUGGUCAAUAAAGUCUUUAGCUUUAAGUUUCCAGAUGUUAAUGUUGUUUACUGUGGUAGAACACAUUGCCUUAAAGACAUACAAUCUGAAACUACAAAGGCUGUCUCUUAGGGCUGUUGGGGGGGUGGAGCUACGAGCUGCCAUGUUGAGGUCUCUUCGAGGGAUCAGCAGGGCAACAUCUCUCUCAUCAGGACCAGUAGUGUCAAGCAGUCAGAUAGUGAUUGCUUUCCACCGGAGAUCUGGAUUUGAUUCCCAGCUGGAUUAAGGUAGAAUUUUCAAAACAUUGCUGUGAAGAAGUAGGUUUUGUCACUGCUUUCACCACUGAUUGUCACUGCUCCAUUACACCAUUAGUAGAGACAAGAUUUUAUGAUUUUAUUUUCAGUGCAAUUUUGUUUUUAAAACAGAGGUUUUCUGUGUUAUUGUUUUUUUAUAUAUAAAAGCUGUUUUGUAAUACUUACUCCACCAAAUAAGUGGUAAAAUUUAUAUGCUUUUUGUAAUACUUACUCCACCAAAGAAGUAGUAAAUUUUAUAUGCUGCAUUUUUACAACAAAAUCAUUUGUAAUAAAAUGGUCUAAAACAGAUAAAUUCAGAACAAUAAAAAUAAGUUUGUGAGCAUUUGUGUUUUAAAAGUAUUUCACUAAGAUAUAAAUUUAAAAAAAUUAAUUUUUCUGAUCCAUGCACUUUGGUACAAUUUUUUAUCCAGAAAAAAUUACAUUCCUAUAAUUUCGAACAUUAAAAGAUUAUUUUUUUAUAAUUUGAGUUAAGUUUUGGUUAAGUAAUACUUAAUUCCAUGAAAUAACCUGCAUUUUGGUGCUAAGCUGUGUUUUGACAUGCUUUUUUUUUUGUCACAAUUCACUAAAUAUGUAAUUUUGUUCCUACAUCUACUCUGACCCCAUGUCUGCGAGAAGUAAAAUCUCAUUUUGACUCAUUCUUUGAUAAAUUUUUUCUCUGUAUUGCAAAUUUCUUCCAUGUCUCUUAAAGUUUGUGAAUUGGCCAAAGUUAAAUCAAUAGUUUGGCAAAAAAAACUCAAAUUAGCACAGCUUGAUUGUAGAAAUGUUUUUUUUUUUUUUUCAAUGAUGUGUUUUAAACUAAAAUGUUUUGUUGAUUUUGUUAGCAGUAGAUGUUUGAAUGUCGGAUGUUGAUGAAAGUAUGAUAUUUGUAAACCACUGCCAAAAAGUAAACUGUAGUUUUAGCUUCUGAAUGUAAAAGACUAGCUAAACAAACAUUCGCUAUUGUCUUAAAAUGCCUCUAAAAUCAUUUCAUAAAGCAUUUUCAAUUGUCUUGCUGUAUUCUCAAGAAAUAACUUAGCUGUUUCACAGGUAAGAGAGAAUAACAAGUAUGUAAAAUAAGUGUGAAAAGGUAUAACUUUUUUGUUUUGUUUAUUAAUCAUGUUAUUUUUAACUAUAAAUUUCAUUUUAAAAAAUUAAAUUACCUAAUUUUUUAAAGAAAAAAAAUUGUGUGCCUUCUAAGCCACAAAGAGUAGUUAUUUGAAAGCAAAAUAUCAUGAACUUGAUAGAGGCUUAUUCUGUAAAAGUUGAAAUGGAAUUUGUGAAAUGAUUGGAAUUUGUCUUAGAGAAUUUCUAACUACAUACUUGUUCUUGCUAAUGCUUUGCAAUGUGUUUACUUGAUUAGCAUGUAAUAAACGGAUGCAUUCUUUGGAGAGUGGAUAUUUUUUACACAGCUAAUCAAUUUACAUAUUAGCUAAAAUCUGUUUGUGUAGCAUAUGAUUUACCAUUGGUUUACUGUUAAAGUAGUCUGCCUCACAUUUCAAGUUUUUUUUGUAUCUACUGAAUAGGAUUUCUUUAGCGUAGGAGUUGUGUUACUAGUCUUGUAAUGGCACUGGUUUGAGUGCAUAAUGGAUGGAUGCAAGUUUGAGUUGGUAAUGGUUUGAGUAUGUCAUCCCACGGAUGUGCUGACCAGCUCCUUGGCUGAUGUUUGUUAGUUGCUGGGAUGUUCAUUUGUUAAUUGUCACAGGCGCACAUUGAAACAUUGACUUAGUCGUGAUUGUCUCGUUCCCCUCGAAGCUGUGGCCCAAGUAUAAUUAAUUUGUUUGUGAUUGUUUUGAAAUGGUAGGAAGGCAGGGUGUAUCGCGAACUAGAUUUGAGUGGCUCACUGUUCCAUUAAUUUGUGCUUUAUAGUUGUAAGAAAUUUGCUGUACCUAAGAUGUAAGUUAUUCAACAUAGUUACCUACAACUGUGGACACAGCUGCAUGUGUUUUACGUGCAGUUAUGAACUAAAGUGCUGACACUUGUUGUGAUUUGCUGUUACUGUCUGUAUGUUUCUCGUUACUAUCAACUGAGACUGUUAAGUUUCCAGUCAUAAGGUUAAGUGCAACAUUCUUGUUCAUUUUUUUUGUUAUGAUUUGGACACUCGUUUAAUUUGUUUGCUGUUAACUGUUGGUUAUUUUCACUCAUGACGUUCCGAGCUGUCUUGGGUGAGGUGGCAGUAUCACUGUGUAGCUGGCUGGGGCGUUCAGAGACGUAGAAUACUUGCACUUGCCCUAUAAGCUCCAGCCUGGACGAGUUUUACAAACAAACAUUUGUGGAACUUGCAGUUGAUGUGUUCCACUUAAAAGUCAUGAAUAGCUAAAAUAUAAUUUUAUGUUUUCAUUUUAUUAACUAGUAUUCCAAAUGUUUUAGUUAGUGUUGUGUCUGAAAUGCUAAUUUGAUGCAAUUUUAACAUUAUUAAUAUAAUAGGCUGAAACACAUUAUUGUUUGGAUUUUAAUAUUAUGUACAUUGCAGUGAUUGUACAUGUUUCUUGAAUUACUUGCAUAGCUUUUGAGCAUGAGCAUGAUCUUACAUACAGCUAUACAGUUUGAUAAUUAUUCUUUUAGAUCCAGAAGGCAUUUGAAAUAAAACACAAAAAUAUGUAUGUUCAGUACUUUUCUUUUAAUUUUGGGUGUUAUUUCUGGUGUUAUCAAUCUAAACACUAGAAUUUAUCAGGCUUGAUUCAGCCAUUUAACACAAUGUUGUUCCCGAACAGUAUGUACAUUGCAAAGAGAAGAACAUUGCUAUUAGAGUAAAAGUACCAAACUGUUUUAGCUUUUGUGUUUCUAAGUUUUUAAACAUUUAAGCACUCAGAACAUUCAGGAAUGUUGUAAACCUGCAAUUGCCGUAUUUACCAGCGUAUGGGGGUGUGUGUGUGUCUCUCUCUCUCUCUCUCUCUCUCUCUCUCUCUCUCUCUCUCUCUCUCACACACACACACACACACACACUAUAUAUAUAUAUAUAUAUAUAUAUAUAUAUAUAUAUAUAUAUAUAUAUAUAUAUAUAUACAUACAAACAUGUAGUGCUACCCUUAAUUGUUUUCAUUUUGGGUAAAAUAAUUUAACAUUGAACUGUGUGGUUGAAUAGGUAUGUGCUUGAAUAACCAGCAUCUGUUGGUUUUUAAUAAAUAUAUUACGUGUAAAUAUAAAUUGUACAUUAAAUUAUUUCAGUAGUGCAUGUAAAGCAUCAGGAACUUCGCCGUUAUGCUGCGUGUGGCCAUAUACUGCCUGUAAAUUACGUAGUCAUCUGCUGUCAUGCUGUCAUCCGGCUAGAGAGGAAAAUUUAAAAAUAUACUAGUCAGAGAGUGAGCACGAGGGGGGUGCAUGCAUGUGUAUUUGAGUAAGUGUGGCCUUGCAGCAGUGCUUAUGGUUCUUCCUCCCUCUCUAUUGUUUAUGUCCGUGACUGGCACCGUACACAAUCAUCACUUGUCUAUCGCGACAGGUUUUUGUGAUGUAACGGAUGCAAUUGUUUUUGGCAUAAGAUUUCCCUUGCUUUCUACUGCAAUAUUCUGUGACAAAUCUGCUGUAAAGGGCUUGCUUGUUUCUAUUGCAGGAAUUGACAAACAAUAAUGACAUGAAAUAGCAUGAUGACUUUUCUCAUUUGGGCUAAGAGGAUGGGUAAAAAAAACACAACACGGGAAAGGAAACACCGGUAUAAAAAAUAGUAUUCCUUUCCUUUGUAUUUUUUAUUAUAUAGUGCUGGAGAGGCGAAGAAUGGAGAGGAGAAAGACGAAGGACUGAGGGUCAACAUCAGUGCUGUGUUUCUUAUGCAGGAAUAAGCUGAGACACGGACCAUAAAGACUUCACUUGUGUUCUACUGGAGACAGAUAUAUGGUGUGAUCCAUAUUUGAGGGCAACCCUUAUGGUGAAAAUUUUGAAUUUUUAUGACCUAAAUUACAGGGGUGACCCUUCUGCAAAUAAAUACGAUACAGUUUUGUAUUCUUUCUCUCAGCAAUGUUCUUCUCUUUGCAAUGUACAGUGAGUGCAGCAUUUGUUUGGAAACAUUCCACUAAUUUUUAAUAUGUAAGGCCUUGUAUGUACCAACGCACUGCUAUGUCACAGGUGGCUAGGACCUGUGGCAGCUUCCGUACCAUCCACUGCCUUCAAGCUACCAGGUCGCAUUGCUGCGCUGCCUGCAUUUAGUUCACUCAAAGUUCAUUGUUAGUGUUUCCAAUUGUUCAGUAGGUUACAUUUCACAUUUGUUAAGCCUGGCAGAAUACUAGUUUUUUGAUGCGAAGCAAAUAUCAAAUUGAAUUUAACUGCAAAUAUUGUUCUCAGCAAAGCUGUAUUAAACUUAUUUUAUAAAAUACAAGAUUGGUGUAAAAUAAAAUAAUGGUGUGUGAUGUUUGUAAUGUUAGAACUCAUUAAGUGAUCAACAAAAUGGGCCCCAUAUAUACUAACAUUAUUCAAUACAAAUAAUAAAAAAAAAACUGCAUUUUAUUAAUAUUGAGCAUUUAUAAAAGCAAACAGUGCCACCUUUUGAUUUUUUUAAGUAACCAAUUAAUUCAAGCAAAAUAUACACAACACAAAAAAAGAAAACUAAAUAUUUUCAUGAACGAAUCUUAGGCUUCCAAUGUUUUAAAGCUUCACAACAAAUACAAAGCAUUGCAUAAAAUGAGAAGCUUCAAAUCAGAUGCAAAGCUUUGCAACACAACCAAAUGUUCAAAUAAAACAAAUAGAAAAUUUCCUGGUGAAGUAAAAUAUUAAAAAGAGCUUCUAUUUAUUCAGUUAAUCGAAGCUUCACACAGGCCUAAUAUUUGUUAUUCCCUUUGAAAACUGUAUUGACGUUUGUUAAUCCUGCAUGGCCGUGGUCCCAAACUUGCCUAACUGAGAACCUUCAUGGUAUCGUUUGAAGCCUAUCUGUGUAAUUGAUAUCCAGUAGUUUUGUGGGGGGUAACCUUUCGUGCUGAUCUUUGAUCAUAGAUUCAUGGUUAUAGGUCACAUCCCAGCCUCUGUUGAUAUUCCCUUCCUCUUCUCCAGCUCACGCCAUCACAAGCUGUCUGUCUUGCUAACUACCCGUGUGCUUUUGAGUAUCCUGCCCAGUGUAUCUAUCUCCAGGCGUCUCUCAGCGGGCACGUCUCGCACCUUGCACACAAUGUUCACUUGUUUCUCUGAGUUGCUGUGUUGAAAUAUCCAGGACGUCACUAAACAGUGGGCAUAUUGUUUCCUAAAAUAUGUUGAUUGACUUUAUGCAAUAUUUAAUGUCAUUAGUUGAUUAUUUUUUAUUAAAUUUUUUUGUAAUAGUUGUAUUUAGUUAAAAUUAUACACACAACACAACACACCUGUUUACCUGCGUUAAAUUCUUUUGUAUCAAUAAUCUUCUGUAUCAAGAAGUUAACACAAUAGAAAAAGCUUUAUUUGACUUUGUGAUCAAACAUUUUGUUAGCAUUACAAAACUUAUAUGUGACUGUGUGAUCUUAAUUUCCAUAUUUCUUUUAGGUGUGGGAACCUAAAUUUGAGUGUUAUUUGAGUUUCAUUCCUAUUCUCCACAUAAUCUCGCCUAUAAUUGCUAAUUGCUCAUUGUAUUUGUUGCUUCAGAUUGGGGCUUGCUCUUGGCAUGUGACAAGUACAUGUUCUUGUGCACCAGAAACCAUAACUUCUGACUUUGCCUUAAAACCUAGCCUAUUAUUAAAGAACAGAUUAUAUCUUUUAAGUUGUAUAACAUUUUUUUAAAUGGAUAAAGUAAAAAAAAAAAUUAUGUCAUAUUUAUAAGACCCACGAUUGUUGAGAGUUUUGACCUCUGAAAAUAGGUUAUGGCGAACCAUUAAUUACAUCAUACCUACAUGUUCAAGUAAAGUCAUUAAUAUCACUUACAAAAGUAGCAGGCUUUUUUUUUUUUAAAUUCAGAAAUUGAGAAUGCUGCACAAAAAACAGUGGUGGCUAUAGUUCACUGUCACAAGAAGAUAAAGUACACACUAAUAAUCAGUUUAUUUCAAGUGCACCUUGGUGUAAGUAAGUCUACUCUUCUUUUCAGAAAAAAACAGGGCACUUAACAUGUCCAAUACAACUUCUCAUUUAAGCUUGAAGUGGCCACAUAAUAAUAAUAAUGCAUGACCAACCAAUAAAAUUUGUAUCCAAUAUUUUGUAGGUAGUCUUUUGGGAUUGAACUAAAAUAUUGCCUUCAGAUAUUUAUUUACUUAAAUUUCACUUAAAUUAAUGUCUUAAAUUUGCUAAGGUUUUAUAUAUAUAUAUAUAGAGAGAGAGAGAGAGAGAGAGAGAGAGAGAGACACACACUAAGGAGUAAGAGAUGAGUACAAAUUAGAAUCUAUUGUCCUUCAGAUUUGAGUGAAUAUAGUAAAUGAGAAAUGAAUGGGUUCGCAGUGGGCUUUAUAAUUUCAGACCAUGAACAUACCCAUUAUUAACUGGUAACGUAUUUUUAUACAGAAGCAGAACUACACUCCAAAAUAAACUUCAGAUAUUUGUUUUACUGGGAAACUUUAGUUUCAGCAUAUUAUAUUCAUAAAUUGUGUGUGGUUUACAAGUGCUUUGCAACUAGGUGCAAAGUUGUUUUGUUAAGGCUUAAUGGUUUAUGUAAAAUGUGUUAUGCUUUGUUGAUAGUUUAGAGAGUUAAUCUGUUAGCAGGCUUGUGCAUGUGUUUGUACUUGUGUGGAUUCCUGUGUUAUGGCUCGGCAGAGCAUAAAAUGUAAUAAUGUGUUCACAUAACAUUUACAAAUGUGUUUGUAUGGACAACUAGUUUCAAAAAGUUUAAUAAAUGUAAUUUAAGUUGA